CUGCAGAAAGCUCAGCUUGUGAACUCUCGCGGUGCUUUGGGUGCUCGCGCUCCUCCAAGAGGACACAACAAGAAAAAGCGGCUGGAAGCACAGACAGGUUCAGCUGACGCGGCGCUGGGAGCUAGUGGACACAGAGCGAGCGCGCUCCUGCAAUGCACCAGCACCACAAUAAGUCUGAUGCUACCACAGACUCCGUGCAUCUAUCGCCAUGGUGAGACAGAGAGGGAGAGAGAGAGCGCUCCUGGACCUUGACUCUGUUGCCAUGGUGACCCUGUAGCAAGCAACAGUCACCAUGGGAACGUCCAGGAUGUUCCGCAUUUUUGUAGUCCUGGGCUCGGCCUUUAUGAUCCUUCUGAUCAUCAUCUACUGGGACGAUGUCGGUGCCUCCCAUUUCUAUUUGCACACUCCUGUCUCCCCGGGCCCCAAAGUCCCGCACCCCGUUCCCCAGAAGAGGCCACAGACCUCUCGAGCCCCGUCCUUCCUGUCGGACAUCGAUGCCUUUGUUAACCAGUUCUUAGAGCCGGGAACUGGUGAGCCCACUGACGCUGCCCCGGCUGACACAAGCAACCAGUCGGAGAAAGCGGAGGAAAGAUAUAUACCGCGGCGGGAGUGGAAGAUUCACCUGACCCCACUGGCUCCAGAGCUCCGUGACAGACAGGAGCAGAGGCGGAGGUUGCUUCAGGAGAUGUGCGCCAAUGACAGCGUCUUAUUUCAUGGCAAAAACCGUUCAUUUGACGACAUUCCCAACAAGGAGCUGGAUCAUCUAAUUGUGGAUGACAGGCAUGGUAUUAUCUACUGCUAUGUUCCCAAGGUAGCGUGCAGUAACUGGAAGCGCAUCAUGAUAAUUCUUAGUGAGAGCCUGCUGCAGGAGGGCGUUCCUCAGAGAGACCCCCUGGCCAUCCCCAGGGACCUGGUCCACAACAGCAGCAUGCACUUCACCUUCAAUAAGUUCUGGAAACGUUAUGGCAAGUUUGCAAGGCACCUCAUGAAGGUGAAGCUGAAGAAGUACACCAAGUUCCUCUUUGUGCGCGACCCUUUUGUCCGUCUCAUUUCUGCCUACCGGAAUAAGUUUGAGCUGCCCAAUGAGGACUUCUACCGCCGCUUUGCGCAGGUCAUGCUGCGCCGUUACGCCAACCAGCCGACGCCUCCUGCUUCUGUGGAUGAAGCCUUUUCUUUGGGUAUCCAUCCCUCUUUCUCCCACUUCAUCCAGUAUCUCCUGGACCCUCAGACAGAGAAGGACAUGCCCUUCAAUGAGCACUGGCGGCAAGUGUAUCGACUUUGUCACCCAUGUCAAAUUCAGUAUGACUUUGUGGGACACUUGGAGACGGCAGAGGAGGACGCUGAGCACUUGCUACGACUGCUGCGGGUAGACAACGUGGUGGAGUUUCCCACCUCCAGCAGGAACCUUACAGCCAGCAGCUGGGAGUCGGACUGGUUCAGCACAGUUCCGGUAGAGGCACGCAGGGAACUGUACAAGCUGUACGAACCUGACUUCAGGCUGUUUGGAUACGAGAAACCAGACUCCCUCCUCAAUGAGUGACUCGUGAUUCUACUGAGCUGACGGAGCCACGGAGACAAGAUGUGUUUUGAUUUUAUUUGUUUGUUUGGUUUUUUUAAAAUUAAAUGCUGACCCCAACCACAGUGACACAUCCCUCCUUGUUCUGGGUUGUGCAGAUGUUUUCUCCAGUGUUGUUUAUGCUAAACUCAACGUGAAAAUGAUUCAAGACACUCAACCUUCUGAGGAAGCACACUGAGUCGAAGCCAUUAUCAGUUAUGUUAAGCACAGAGGUUAGACAUGAACAAACGGAUGAAGUGUGUUCAGUGUAGUCCUUAAAGAGGACCUAUUGUGUUCUCUCCUUAUUUUCUUUCAUAUAUGUGCUGUUACAUUGGUGGAUGCUGAUAUGAAACAUGGCCAAAGUUUCAAACCCUUUUCAAGCCCUAAUGUUAAAUUUCAAACUGUGUUUUUUUUUUUUUUUCUUUUUCUUUUUUCUACACUUGAAUCUGAAUGACAUCAGUGGGAGCAGCUAUUCCUAAUGUUGGUUAUCUCAUAGCCAGCUACUCCACCCCUCUGUUGCUUGAACCUCCUGUCUACAAAGGGGAAAACCAAUCAGAAGAAGAAAGCUGACAGGUGAACGGAGGUGAACAGCAGAUGAACUGAGGCUCUUCACCGAGGCCCAGUUUUUUGUUUUUUUUAAAACUCUGAAUCGUGCGUAGUUGUGGCAGUAACAUGUCCCUUUUAAUUCAAAACUCCAUGCUGCGUGUGCUGCAGUCUCAUCUUUGAUGUCCCCUUCAUGCCUGCCAUUUGUGGUCACAGUUGUGUUGUGACUAACUGUGAUGAUCAGAGAGGCUUCUGUAGUGCGACGUUUGAAAGAUCCCACCUCUGCGCGGGCACGGAAACCAUGCUCGUUGUGAUGCUAGCACGGCUGCAGCAGUUUUGGAAAUUUUGGCCUGUUUAAAAAAAAAAGAAAGUCUGUUGCUUGAUUAGUUUUAAUUGUAGUUCCUUUAAUUGUAGGUUGGCUAAUUUAUUUCACAUUGUAAAAGUGCAACGUUUAUAUUAGCCAUGAAAGGGAUUUUUCUGUUAAAUGCAUACUAAUGACAGUUCAGUUAUACCUCAUACACGGACUUGAAGAAUAUGUUCAUGUUGCUAACUCUUAAAGAGAAAACCCUGCUGCUUUUUCACACCUGGAACAUUUGCACAACCCAUUAAAUGAUGCCAACAGAAUUUAUUCUGACAACAUUUUAGCUGCUUGCUUUAUUUUAGCAGUUUCAAAGCAUGAUGUAGCCUCAUCGUACAGAAGCACAGCAGCUCCAGUAGGCAGCACAGCAGGCAGAUUAGUGGGAUUUGUCUCAGCUUGUCUUUUAAAAUAUAAAUCCCCGGCGUGAGGAUUUUUUUUUUUUUUUUUGGGUCUUCAUAGCUGUAGUUGUUCAAAUGUGCCUCUGUGUAUUUAAACAGUUUGUAAAGGGAACAUUUUCGUUUGUUUCAUGUUGUUGCCAUCAACACUUGCUUGGUGUUUCCAUGCACAGUGUGCAGUUUUUAACACUGAAUUAUGCUGGGUAACCCUGAAGACUGCAACAGUGCCAUAAAAGGCUGAUGGGGUUGAGGGGGGUAACCGGGGGGGUGUGGACACCCAACUUUGUCAACAUGAUUGUGAACACGAGGCAACUUAGGAAUUUCAAAUUGAUACCAUAGGUGAUAACUGACCUCUUCUAAGGUCAGAGGUCAAGUUUUCUGAAAAUCUUGUGAAUGUGAUAACUGAAGAAGGAUAGGUGCAUCUAAUAGGAGGCUGAGGGGUAGCAUUGAUAGGCAGUAAUUUAUUUACAUUUUUUUAAAUCUAAGGGCAGAAUUUUCAUGGGAUGCAUUGUUUUUGUAGCAAAUGAGCUGAGCACAUUAUAUAAAGCCAGCAAAACACAGUUUUCAGUUGUGCAAUGCUACUGCACUGCUAUGAGAUGCAUCGAGUUGGUUUGAUGAUAACAUCAAAGUACAACUGUAACGUGUAAUGAGGCUAUACUCGGCGCUAGCUGAAAGGUGAAGGCGUGAACACGGUUGGAGUUGGAGCUUUGCAGCAUGAGGCUGGGUUAAUUUUAAGGGGGGGAAAAGUGCAAAGAGAAGACAGUGCCUUUGGUUGCAAAAGUUUACACAGCAAAAAAAAAAAAGUAUUUUUGUAGGACUUAAUUUUUACUUAAAUCCAAAUACAGUAAGAGCUGUAUGAAGCCACAGCAAAGUAUGCUCGACGUACUGGCCUGUGUUUCUCGUGUGCAAUCAUUAUUUGGGGGAAAAAAGGAAACACAGGAGCCCUUUAGGAGAACUGUAAAUGUCUUUAUGUGUGAAUUUGUAUGAAUUUGUUUCUCCAGUGUGCCUGUGUUUGGUUCAGACUGUAUGUGAGGUCAUGCUCUGUCCGACAUUAUUCUGCACGUUCUUAUGUGUGUGUGCACUCACAAACAAAUACAUACACACUGAGUCAGUGUCAUUUCAAUGCUUUUUGGUUUGUUUUGUGCAACUGUGGGGUGUUGUGUUACUGUAAAAAAACAAAAUAAUUAAAAAUCUAAUGUCAUCUCAACAUCAUUGUUCUAAAAAAAAAGCCGGUUUGUAUGAAGAUAAUGGGGAAAAAAAAAACUGCAUUUCCACCUUACUCGUUUGUUUUUGUAAAUCAGUCAUCUUUAAAAAAAACAAAACAAACAAACUUCUGUUUGGUCCUUUUCUAUGUGAGUGUCCACAUUCAUUCUGUUAACAAUGAUAUUUUUCAUUUCUGUGAAAGUGCAAAGAAUUGACUUUAUUUAUUGGCAGAAAUAAAAAUCAUGAAUAAAUGGGA
Oreochromis aureus is the source of this 4310-nucleotide messenger RNA. It is a transcript of the gene chst12a, whose product is annotated as carbohydrate (chondroitin 4) sulfotransferase 12a. NCBI's taxonomy places the organism in Eukaryota, Metazoa, Chordata, Actinopteri, Cichliformes, Cichlidae. The transcript is spliced from 5 exons. Gene Ontology annotation, molecular function: sulfotransferase activity. The coding region runs from base 293 to 1540 and encodes 415 amino acids. Gene Ontology annotation, biological process: carbohydrate biosynthetic process; proteoglycan biosynthetic process. The record is from RefSeq and is a predicted model, not a curated record. Gene Ontology annotation, cellular component: membrane.